GGAGUCUGCUGGCAGAGUAUUUCGAGGAAGUUAUCAGGAAAGUGGAUGAAGACAAUGCAGUGGAUGAUGUCUACAUGGACUUCAGCAAGGCACUUGACAGAGUCUCAUAUGAGAGGUUAAAAAUGACAAGAUAUUUGUCUUCGGGAAUCUUGAACACAACACAACAACAGUUUUGCUGUCACUGUCCAGAUAUUUAAGAAGUGGAGCAAGGGAUUCAAUCAACCAUUCUUCCUUCUCAGACGGUGGGGAGGGAUUCACUUGAUCAUCUUACUGACCGGCAUGUUUGUCAUUUUACAAAGGGCUCAGGCAAGGGGAAUGGAUUCACUUGGUCAUUUCAACUGAAGGUACUUUAACAAGUCCACACUGACCAAGCCAUUCUCCUGUUCUGGGAAGGGAUUCAGUCAUCCUUCCCACCUGUGGACACACCAGUCAGUUCACACUGGGCAGAGACUGGUCACCUGCUGAAUUUGUGAGGAAGGAUUUAUUUGGUCAUCCGACCUAAUGGCUCACAAGCGAGUUCACACUGGAGAAUGGCGGUUCACCUGCUCAGUCUGUAGGAAGGGAUUCCAUCGAUCAUCCGACCUUCAUAGACACCAACGAGUUCACACAGGGGAGAAGCCAUUCACCUGCUCAGUCUGUGGAAAGAAAUUCACUCAGUCAUCCACCCUAAAGAGUCACCAGUCAGUUCACACUGGGGAGUGGCGGUUCACCUGCUCAGUCUGUAGGAAGGGAUUCCAUCGAUCAUCCGACCUUCAUAGACACCAGCAAGUUCACACUGCAGAGAAGCUGUUCACCUGCUCAGACUGUGGAAAGAGAUUCACACAGGUAUCGACCCUACAGAGUCACCAGUCAGUUCACACUGGGGAGUGGCGGUUCACCUGCUCAGUGUGUGGGAAAGGAUUCACUCAGUCAUCUAAACUACUGGCACACCAGUCAGUUCACACUGGGGAGAAGCCAUUCACCUGCUCAGACUGUGGGAAGGGAUUCACUCGAUCAUCCACCCUAUUGGCACACCGGUCAAUUCACACUGGGGAGAGGCCAUUCACCUGUUCAAACUGUGGGAAGGGAUUCACUCGGUCAUCUCAUCUACAGAGGCACCAGCAAGUUCACACAGGGUAGAGGCCGAUCACCUGCUUGGAUGUUGGGAAGAGGUUCUCUCAGCCAUCUCCAGGAAAUGUGCAUCAUUCAGUUCACACUGGGGAGAGGCCAUUCACCUACUGUGAGUGUGGGAAGGGAUUCACUCAGUAAUCUAACUUUGUGACACACUACCGGGUUCACACUGGGGAGAAAGUUUCAAUAAGCUGCAUGCUGGAUAUUUGUCCGUCACCAUUGCUGAAUGCAAUUUCGUGAGUGACUGUCAGUGCUGAACUCUGCAAUUAUUGCUGCUGCUCACCACACCCAGUUCUGCACCCUGGUUACUGGGCAUGGGAGGAGUUUCUUAUGCUGCACAUUCACCUUAAUGGGACUGGAGUUUAAUAUUGUGCAUCUGAGACAAGUAAAUCAGUUCUAUUUUAAACUCUGUCUCUGGUACUUAGUGAAUUUAUAACACACCUAGUAGACAGUCAACUCAGGCCGGGUGGACCCUGCCAGUGAUACUGUUCCAUGACAGUCCAUUUAAAUCCUCCCGUUGUUUAUUUCUCACUUUCCCUGUGGUGAUGGGUUCCAAACAGUCUUCACUCUGUGGGUGAAGAGGUAUCCCUUGAAUUAUCUGCAGACUGAAGAAGUCGAGCUGACUGCCAUUCAGUCUGAAAUGUCUUUACCCCUCAGAUCUCUAGGCUGAGGAAGAAUGUCAUUGGUAGUUAACCUCCUUAUUCACGACUCAUUUCCACAUUAUGGGUCAUUUUCUCUGCUUCUAAAGGGUUAUUGGAAAACACUUCUGUCCUCUAAAGACUGAAAGCAGAAUGGGAAGUCACUAGUUGGAUGUUCAACGGAGCAGGGUCAGAAACCAAAGGCGGGUCUGCACAGGGCAAAGUUUGGGGCUCUGGACGGUGGUUGGAGUAAGAACGUAUGAUGAGGAGAAGGGAAUCAGCAGCGGGGUGUAGCAAUGAAUGACAGAGUAGCAACAUUUGAAAGCCGAUUGACAGAGGAAAUCUUUCGGUUGUCUGACUGAUGACAAAAACAAUACCUGUGGUGAGGUGCUGCACUGAUCGAGGAACCCGUUGGAAAUGGGUUUAUCUAUUGAGGGAGUAGUUCCUGCUUGUUUAUCCUGUAAUAUCCAGAUGGUUAUUUUAGAUUAUACUAUCUGAAAUAAUGUAUUGAUGAUCAUAAAGUUUGUAAGAUUUUGACUCUAAAACUGAAUCAGGCUUGAAUGUAUGGUGCCUUUAUGAACUUAUGAUGGUCUUCCAUGAGUUUGUAUUUUAAAGCAAUAUUUUGGUGAAUGGUAAACACAAAGUACACUGCAGUUGCUGUGGUCCAAUCAACACGUACAAACAAGCUGGAGGAACUCAGUAGUCUGGACAGCAUCCAUGGAAACGAGCAGUCAACGUUUCGG
Molecule: messenger RNA, 2491 nt
Organism: Hypanus sabinus (Atlantic stingray)
Lineage: Eukaryota; Metazoa; Chordata; Chondrichthyes; Myliobatiformes; Dasyatidae
Product: zinc finger protein 214-like
Exons: 3
Coding region: 502-1119 (205 amino acids)
Biological process (GO): regulation of transcription by RNA polymerase II
Cellular component (GO): nucleus
Molecular function (GO): RNA polymerase II cis-regulatory region sequence-specific DNA binding; DNA-binding transcription factor activity, RNA polymerase II-specific
Source: RefSeq, a predicted model, not a curated record